Molecule: messenger RNA, 1323 nt
Organism: Pogonomyrmex barbatus (red harvester ant)
Lineage: Eukaryota; Metazoa; Arthropoda; Insecta; Hymenoptera; Formicidae
Product: glutamate receptor ionotropic, kainate 4-like
Source: RefSeq, a predicted model, not a curated record
AUGAAUGGCGUGAUAUGGAAUAAGAUAAAGAAGACUUUCGUACCAAUUUCCAGUGUGCCGAUAUAUGCCAUCAUGCAGCAAGAACGUCUUAGACAAAGUCGAAUAUUGGAAACCCACAAUUUUCAAUUGGAAAACUUGACUUUAACGUCCUUUCAGGAAUCGCAAUUUUUCGAAUUUUAUGACAAUGAUACGAAAGUUACAGGAUUAUGCGGUGAAUUAUGGAAUCUUCUCUCUGAAAAAUUAAAUUUUACAUUACAGCCAAUAAGAUCAAACGAAACCAGUUUAGGUAAACCAGAUAAAAAUAAUAAUUAUCCGCAUGGAUUAUUAAACCUAAUGUUUCGUAAUGGAAGUAUAGCGAUACCAAAAAUCGAAACAUAUAUUAAUCGACUCAAAGUUGUUGAUUUUACAAUUCCUUUAUGGAUAAACAACCAACGAUUUUAUAUUCAUCAUGAAGUAGUACAUGACAGCGCAUGGAUGACAAAAAUAUUUUCCUGGAAGAUAUGGUGCUGUAUAUUGGUUACAUAUCUACUGCUAAGCGUAUUUAGUUUUUGGUCACAGUUUGUUCUCACACGAAUUGGAAAUAAUUAUAGACAUGCAUUCAUCGGCGAUCACAUGUUUUAUAACUUUGGAAUGUUAUGCAAUCAAAGCAAUAUCCCCGAUGUUCUUGUUGGAAGAUCAAAAAUAUUGGAAUUAUCGUUUGGUCUUUUUUGUUCUUUAUUGUACAUGGCAUUUGGUGCUGUAUUAUUUAUUUUUAUAACAAAAAUUAACGUUAUACCACCAUUUAAAAAUCUGGAUUCUCUGAUAAGGGAUACUACAUAUAAUGUUGUCGUUCUAAACGGUUCUAUCGGAUAUAUCGGAUUUCAGGUAUCAAUAAAAUUUAUCCUACAGAUUAGAACAAACAAAGCAAAACGCGUUAACAUUGUGUCAACAGUCGAGCAAAUGUAUAAAAUGGCGUGUGGCAAAAUACAAAGAGGUACAAAAAAAUAUACUAUAUUCCAAGGUGAGGACGAGCACAAAACGCGAGACAAAAUAUGUCAUACGAUCCCAAUGGGGGAUAAAUAUAUGACGGUGUGGAUAACUUCGGGCAUCGUAAAGAAUUUCAAGUAUAAGAGGACUAUCGAUCUUGGGAUACUCAGAUUGAAGGAAAUUGGAUUGUGGGAUGUGUUAAAAGAUCGUUGGUUAAAUGAAAAAUUCUUACCGAAAGACGAUGAACUGAAAGGAAUUGGAAUGGAUCAAGUUUUCUUAAUAAUUUUAAUGAUGUGCUGUGGAAUAAUAAUAGCUCUUCUUAUUUUUGUAAUCGAGAAAAUUGUAUACGCUUAUAAA